Molecule: messenger RNA, 1789 nt
Organism: Canis lupus familiaris (dog)
Lineage: Eukaryota; Metazoa; Chordata; Mammalia; Carnivora; Canidae
Gene: RTCA
Product: RNA 3'-terminal phosphate cyclase
Exons: 15
Coding region: 283-1506 (407 amino acids)
Biological process (GO): RNA processing
Cellular component (GO): nucleus
Molecular function (GO): RNA-3'-phosphate cyclase activity
Source: RefSeq, a predicted model, not a curated record
AAAAAUAAUUUAGUGCCCUUGCCAAAGCUAACACUUAACUUGAGGCUUCAAGUUCUUUACUAAGGGUAGAAAAAGAUGGGAGAAAGGUAAUUAAAUGGUAAAGUCAGAAAACUUUCUGUUUAGGAACACCUUUGGAUGAUUUCAUCACACAAUCUUAACACAAUAGACUGAGGUUGGCUUGACCUGAAAAGGCUUCCAGGAGGAAGAAUUGAGAGGCUUGCAUGUUAUGCGAUACUCCAUUAUGGUAGCAAUUGAGCCGCAAGCAGAAUCCAGAAGCCUGCCAUGGUCUUAGGUGAAAGAUGGUGGUCGCAUUAUCAUGAACUCGCCCUCACUUUGGACAAGGGCGGCCAGAUCCUGAGGGUGUCUACAGCCCUGAGCUGCCUCCUGGGCCUCCCCUUGAGGGUGCAGAAGAUCCGAGCCGGCCGCAGCACGCCGGGCCUGAGGCCUCAACAUUUAUCUGGACUGGAAAUGAUUCGAGAUUUGUGUGAUGGGCAACUGGAGGGGGCAGAAAUCGGCUCAACGGAAAUAAUAUUUACACCAGAGAAGAUUAAAGGUGGAAUCCACACAGCAGAUACCAAGACAGCAGGGAGUGUGUGCCUCUUGAUGCAGGUCUCAAUGCCCUGUGUUCUCUUUGCUGCUUCUCCAUCAGAACUACGUUUAAAAGGUGGAACGAAUGCUGAAAUGGCACCACAAAUUGAUUACACAGCCAUGGUUUUCAAGCCAAUUGUGGAAAAAUUUGGUUUCCAAUUUAAUUGUGACAUUAAGAUGAGAGGCUACUACCCAAAAGGGGGUGGUGAAGUGAUUGUCCGAAUGUCACCAGUUAAACAGUUGAACCCAAUCAAUUUAACUGACCGUGGUUCUGUGACUAAGAUAUAUGGAAGAGCUUUUGUUGCUGGUGUUUUACCAUUUAAAGUAGCAAAAGAUAUGGCAGCGGCAGCUGUAAGAUGCAUCAGAAAGGAGAUUAGGGAUCUGUAUGUUAACAUCCAGCCUGUUCAGGAACCUAAAGACCAAGCCUUUGGCAAUGGGAAUGGAAUAAUCAUUAUUGCUGAGACAUCCACUGGCUGUUUGUUUGCUGGAUCAUCGCUUGGUAAACGAGGUGUAAAUGCAGACAAGGUUGGAAUUGAAGCUGCUGAAAUGCUAUUAGCAAAUCUUAGACAUGGUGGUGCUGUCGAUGAGUAUUUGCAAGACCAGUUGAUCAUUUUCAUGGCAUUAGCUUGUGGAGUUUCCAGAAUAAAAACAGGACCAGUUACACUCCAUACACAAACAGCUAUACAUUUUGCUGAACAAUUAGCAAAGUCAGGAAUAUGGGACCAGCUUAGGUGUGUGGUUCUGGCUCCUGGUGUCUUGAGUUUGCAAUCACGCCAACCACUGGGUGGAGCUACAGUCAUCUCAAGACUUGAACGGAGAAAGCACAAGCAGGGGGAGCAGCAGGAAGAGGGAGAAGCCAGUUCCCUGCUGAGCAGAGAGCUUGAUGUGGGGCUCCAUCCCAAGAUCCUGAGAUCAUGACCUGAGCUGAAUUCGAUGUUUUCUGACCCACCAAGAUACAAGGUGGCUGCUGAAGCAGAGCCUGAGCCUCUAGCCUUUCGUAGGCUAAGUGAAUAUUUUGACUUAUAAAGGUAUCUUCUCCCCAUUAAGCAGGACUCCAGUGCUGUGACUGUACCAAUUGAGGGGCUGCCUGUAUCAGCCAGGAAGAGGCAGGUAAAGAGAAGCGGGGAAGCAUAGCUGGAAAGCAACUCUGAGUUGUGGUAAAGAUGGAGAGAAAGCAAACAGUGAGGAUGCUUACUUUUUU